CUGUCAUGGACGAAGUGCAGCUAUUGAAGAGCUGGAAUGGAACAAAUGUCUGUUUUCUUUCCUUGACGAUGAGCUGGACCGAGGAGGAGGAAAAGUCAAAGAGAUCAGGAGCCAAAACUAGAAGCACCUGGACACAAAUAGAAGUGGAUGCUGCAGAAGGAGAUUUCCAGAAUCACCAGAAGAAGCUUCUGGAAACGGUGUGUCUCUGAUCACCUGCAGCGUCGAUGCAAAGAGAAGAAGAAGCUCUGCAGCCUGACGGGUGGGGCCUGGCUAGUUCCUGGAUGGGAGAAGCUGGGAAUAGCAGAUCGAUGCUGGAAGCUUUUAUCUGUCCAACCUGCAGAGGGCGCUGCUGCUGCUGGACUGGAAACAGCCUGAAGAACCAGAGGAGGAAUUAUUCUGAAGAUAUGGAGAGAAAACACACAAGUAAACAGUGGAGCAGCUACAAUCAGUGAUUUCAGACACUGUUGGCUGAUUUCAUCUAGAACAGUGGUUCUCAACCCUGUUCCUCAGGACCCCAUGUCCUGCAUGUUUUAGAUGCUUCCUUCUUCCAACACACCUGAUUCAAAUGAUCAGCUCGUUAUCAGGCUUCUGCAGAGGCUUGAUAACGAGCUGAUCAUUUGAAUCAGGUGUGUUGGAGCAGGGAAGCAUCUAAAACAUGCAGGACAUGGGGUCCUGAGGAACAGGGUUGAGAACCACUGAUCGAGAAGAUAUCAGAUAAAUGGAGGAAAACGUUCAAUUAUUCAAAUAGCGUGAAAGUGAAUUAGUGAGGCAGGUUCUCAGUUGUAAAGACAUUAAAUGAUCCUUAAAAACAGAAUUUACAAAGUGAUGUUGUGGGUCUAGAGGCUCAAAGUGUGACAUUUACCAAACUGAGUGUCAUUAUGAGAGUCAAAUAAAUGAAUGAAGCAAUGAAAUGGGAAAGAAUGUGUGAAAUUCUUCAAAGUUUCAAUGGAUUAAUCCAAUCUAAAAGACAUUUUCCUGAAUGUGGAAAAACAACAGGAAGUGGUUUAAAGCAAAGACACAGAAAAAAUCAGGAAGUGAUCAAAUCCAAGAAGAGACUAAAGGAGAGCAGAACACUAAACUAUUGAGCUUCCACAUUGAAAUGAGGAGUGGAUUAAAGUCCACAGCAGCAGACAAAGAAGAAGAUGAAGCCAGAGAAGGUCUGGAUUCCUCAGGUGACAUGUAGAGUGUAGAUUCCCUCUCUGACUGUAGUUCCUGUAAAACAGCUUCUCUGGACAUUUAGUGUUGAAAUGGACUCAUCACUUCUGGGACUGAUUCUUCUUUAUUCUUCCUAAAAGCUUCAUAUUUAUAGAAUUAGAAAGAAAUGGAAAAUGUUCCCAAACACACAUUUUCACCACAAACUGAUCCAUCAGGUUUCCUGCUUCGUUUCCCUGACAACAGUGACGUUACGGCCGUUCCUGUUCCUCAAAUUAGUUCUGCUUUUACCGUCUUCAUGUUGCAGCUUCUUUUCUCCGUCUGAAGAUCUUUACAGAGUGAAAAAUGACGACACCUCAAGAAGUUCUUCUGAGGACUUUGGAAGAUUUAGGAGACGAGGACUUUGAAAAAUUCAAAUGGUUCUUGAACCAAGAAAGUGUCCUAGAAGACUUCAAAUCAAUCCCAAAGUCUCACUUGGAGAAGGCAACCAGGGUCAGCACUGUGGAUCAAAUGGUCCAGAUCUAUGGAACUACAAAUGCCAUUAAAGUCACUGAGAAGGUUUUAAUAAAGAUGGAUAAAAUUGAUCUGGUGAGGAAAAUCUUAAGAACCAUCAAAGAACGUACAGAGAUUCUGUCCGGGUGUCACGAUAAGCUCAAGUCUAGCCUAACGCAGAAGUUCAAAUGUGUGUUUGAGGGCAUCGCUAAAGCAGGGCAGAAAACCCUUCUGAAUAAGAUCUACACAGAGCUGUACAUCACAGAGGGAGGGACUGCAGAGGUCAGUGAUGAACAUGAGGUCAGACAGAUUGAAGCAGCAUCCAGGAAACCAAACAGAGCAGAAACAACCAUCAGACCAGAAGACAUCUUUAAAGACCCAUCUGGAGAAGACAAACCAAUCAGAACAGUGAUGACACAGGGAGUGGCUGGCAUCGGGAAAACAGUGUUAACACAGAAGUUGACUCUGGACUGGGCUGAAGACAAAAGCAACCAGGACAUCCAGCUCAUGUUUCCAUUCACUUUCAGAGAGCUGAAUUUACUGACAAAGAGAAAGUUCAGCUUGGUGGAGCUUGUUCAUCACUGUUUCACUGAAACCAAAGCAGCAGGAAUCUGCAGUUUUGAAGACUUCCAGGUUGUGUUCAUCUUUGACGGUCUGGAUGAGUGUCGUCUUCCUCUGGACUUCAAAAACAAUGAGAUCCUGACUGAUGUUACAGAGUCCACCUCAGUGGAUGUGCUGCUGACAAACCUGAUCAGGGGGAAGCUGCUUCCCUCUGCUCGCCUCUGGAUAACCACACGACCUGCAGCAGCCAAUCAGAUCCCUGCUGACUGUGUGGACAUGGUGACGGAGGUCAGAGGGUUCACCGACCCACAGAAGGAGGAGUAUUUCAGGAAGAGAUUCAGAGAUGAGGAGCAGGCCAGCAGCAUCAUCUCCCACAUGAAGACAUCACAAAUCCUCCACAUCAUGUGCCACAUCCCAGUGUUCUGCUGGAUCACUGCUACAGUUCUGGAGAAGCUGCUGAGAUCCAGAGAGGGAGGAGAUCUACCCGGAACCCUGACUGAGAUGUUCAUCCAACACCUGGUGAUUCAGACCAAAGUCAAGAAGGACAAAUAUGAUAAAGGAGCUGAGACAGUUCUAGACAGCAGGAGCAUGAUUGAGUCUCUGGGAAAACUGGCUUUUGAGCAGCUGCAGAAAGGAAAGCUGAUCUUCUAUGAGUCCGACCUGACAGAGUGUGGCAUCGAUAUGGAAGCAGCCUCAGUGUACUCAGGAGUGUUCACACAGAUCUUUAGAGAGGAGAGUGGACUGUACCAGGACAAGGUGUUCUGCUUCGUCCAUCUGAGCAUUCAGGAGUUUCUGGCUGCAGUCUACAUGUUCCACUGUUACACCAACAGGAACCAGAAGGUUCUGAAGGACUUCUUGGGAAAAGGCUGGAAAGACAAGAACAGAGACACUCGGGAUGUGUUCCUGAAGAGAGUCAUGGAGAAAUCCAGGACUUUCUUCAGGAACACAUCCAGAGUGUCUCUGGAUGUGUUCAUGUUCAGAGUCAUGGAGAAAUCCCUCAGCAGUAAAAAUGGUCACCUGGACCUGUUUGUUCGCUUCCUUCAUGGCCUCUGUCUGGAGUCCAACCAGAGACUGUUAGGAGGUCUGCUGGGUUGGACAGAGAACCAUCCAGAAAUGAUCCAGAGAGUCAUCAACAACCUGAGGGAGAUGAACAGUGAUGGAAUGUCUCCAGACAGAAGCAUCAACAUCUUCCACUGUCUGAUGGAGAUGAAGGAUCUCUCAGUACAUCAGCAGAUCAAAGAGUUCCUGAAGUCAGAGAACAGAUCAGAGAAGAAACUCUCUGAGAUCCACUGCUCAGCUCUGGCCUACAUGCUGCAGAUGUCAGAGGAGGUUCUGGAUGAGUUGGACCUGAAGAAGUACAGAACAUCAAAGGAGGGAAAACGGAGACUGAUUCCAGCUGUGAGGAACUGCAGAAAGGCUGGACUUUCUUACUGUGAUCUCUCAGAGAGUCACUGUGAAAUUGUGGCCUCAGCUCUGAAGUCCAACCCCUCCCAUCUGAUAGAUCUGGACCUGAGCUGGAAUGAAAUCCAGGAUUCAGGAGUGAAGCAUCUUUCUGCUGGACUGCAGAGUCCAAACUGUAAACUGGAAGCUCUCAGAUUGUUUGACUGCAGUUUGUCAGAGAUCAGCUGUGAUUCUCUGGUCUCAGCUCUGAAGUCCAACCCCUCCCAUCUGGAACAUCUGGACCUGAGCAGAAACAAGCUGCAUGAUUCAGGAGUGAAACAUCUGAGUGGUUUUCUGGAGAGUCCAGACUGCAUCCUGAAGACUCUGAGAUUGGAGAGCUGCAGUUUGUCAGAGAUCAGCUGUGAUUCUCUGGUCUCAGCUCUGAAGUCCAACCCCUCCCAUCUGGAACAUCUGUACCUGAGCUACAACUACGACCUGCAGGAUUCAAGAGUGAAACAUCUGAGUGGUUUUCUGGAGAGUCCAGACUGCAUCCUGAAGACUCUGAGAUUGAUGAACUGCAGUUUGUCAGAGAUCAGCUGUGAUUCUCUGGUCUCAGCUCUGAAGUCCAACCCCUCCCAUCUGGAACAUCUGGACCUGAGUCUGAACAACCUGCGGUAUUCAUCAGUGAAACAUCUGUUAGAUCUUGUGAAGAGUCCAGACUGCAGCCUGAAGACUCUGAGCUGGAAGCUGUGGUACUGAUCAGGAUGGUGUUUGUGGUGAGAGGAUGAAGUGUGUCCUGAUGAUCCAGAGGUUGAAGCAGCAGCAGCUGGUGUGUAGAGACUCUGACUGGACCAUGUUACUGGGAGGUGGACUGGGAACCCGUGUAAAGUGUGUUGUUAUCACUGUGUAGUUUAGUGUUGCAGCUCCACACUGUGAAUGAUGGAGAACUGCAGUUAAUGUUGACAUGAAACGUUGGAGGUUGAUGUCAGGUUGCAGAGUGUGCAGUAAGUUUCAGGAUGUUUGUGUCGGUGCAGGAUUCUAUUUCAGUUAACUUUCUAUUUCCACCAAAGUCAGACUCCAAGUCAGUCAGAGUCAGAUGAAGUCUGAGAUUUACCGUCAUUUCAGCUCCAUGCAGCAAACAGAGGCUGGUUCAUGAACACAGACUCUGAUUCUGAGCUGAAAAUCCACAUUUUUACCCUCUGACUGAUAUCUGCCCACUUGGAGCCUCAGUUCCAGGUUUUCAGUCCUUCAUCUGUUUCUGGGGAUGUUCCAGCGUUAUCUUUUAGUUUAUCAUGACCUCAUCUUUGGUAAUGAUUCAAUCUAACCUUUUUACAAUCAUAAUCAUGAAACAUAAUCCUGAGUCAUCUUGUAAAUUAAAAUUAAGGCCUUUGUGCUUUUAAAUAAAGUUUAUCUGCCCACUUGUUCGAGUGGAUUGUUGUCAUGACUUUAUUUUAAUUUGUUUUUCUGCUAAAAUGUUGACAGGGUAAACACCAGAUCCUCACAGUCCACAAACUGUUCUUCCAUUUAUUAUUGUUCUUGUAUUUUUAUUUGUUUAUUCAUGAAUUUAUUGUGCAUAGUUUAUUCAACGUAUUCAUUGAUUCUUUUCUUUCGUUCAUUUCAGCCAACUUAUUCAGUUUUAUCUCGUGUGAAAAUCUCAACUAUAAUCAUUUCCAUUGUAUUUGGAAUCACUUGACCAGAAGUGCUGAAUAUCAAUAAAUUGUGACUUUUGAUAAA
This is a messenger RNA of Acanthochromis polyacanthus (spiny chromis), 5319 nucleotides long. Its product is annotated as NACHT, LRR and PYD domains-containing protein 14-like. Lineage: Eukaryota; Metazoa; Chordata; Actinopteri; Pomacentridae. Bases 1498 to 4344 code for a protein of 948 amino acids. The record is from RefSeq and is a predicted model, not a curated record. The transcript has 9 exons. Gene Ontology annotation, molecular function: protein binding.